AUGCCCUCGGCGACGACCUCCGGCAGCGACACACUCGCCUCGGUGCCCGAGCUCCCCUUUGCGCACGCGCUCGCGGGCAGCACCUCGGCGCCGCCGCUCGGGUCGACGCCGGGGCGCACGAGGGACCGCAGCGGGAGCAGCGCGACGCGGCUCAGCGUGUCGCCGAGCGUCGCUGGCGGCGGCGUGGGCGCGAGCGGGUUGAGCGCCGUGAGCUCGAGCGAGGAGGACGAGCCGCUGUACGUCGAGGCGCAGCGGGUCGUGCCGGGGACGGCGGCGGCGCAGGGGCAGGGUGCGCUCGGGGCGCCGUUCGUCGCCGCGCCGGCGCAGCAGCAGCAGGUCCAGCAGGUCCAGCAGCCGGCGCCGCCGCAGCAGGUCGACGACCCGAACAAGGUCAUCCUCUCGGGCUACCUGACCAAGCAGGGCAAGCGCAAGAACUGGCGCAAGCGGUGGUUCGUCCUCCAGAGCGGCAUGCUCAUGUACUCCAAGUCGCACAUGGACACGAAGCACGCGCGGCAGAUCCCGCUGUCGUCCAUCGUCGACGCCAUCGAGGCCCCCUCGCACCCUCACUACCCGUCCUCGCCCUCGCUCUCGGGCCCACCUUCCUCGCCUCUCUCGCCACCCACCUCGUCCUCGACCUCGUCCCCCCACGACACCGCGCCCACCUCGUCCUCGUCGUCGAGCGGUGGGCCGACGCCCGACAACACGUUCAAGAUCAUCACCCCCUCUCGCACGUUCCUCGUGUGCGCCCCGAGCGAGGAGGACGAGAUCAAGUGGCUCGCGGCCCUGCAGUGUCUCGUCGCGCGUCGCACCGCCCAGGCGCUCCAGCCGCCUCCCCCUCCUGCCGCGGCCACACCGGCAACCGCGCCAGCACCCGCUCAGCAGGCGCCCGAGGUCGUCCGCCGCCCGAGCCAGCCGCAGCGCCCGACGGCGCACGGCAGGCAGCGCAGCGUGACGGACGCGGCGCGCCAGGCCGUGCGCGACGUCGAGCGCAGGUUCCAUCCCGGGUCGUACUCGCACGGCCAGCCGGGCGCGGCGGCGGCUUGA
Rhodotorula graminis WP1 is the source of this 1044-nucleotide messenger RNA. RefSeq lists its product as uncharacterized. The transcript has 3 exons. Lineage: Eukaryota; Fungi; Basidiomycota; Microbotryomycetes; Sporidiobolales; Sporidiobolaceae. Bases 1 to 1044 code for a protein of 347 amino acids. The record is from RefSeq and is a predicted model, not a curated record.